CAGAUCUGCUCGCACUCUCGGCUCGCGAGCGGAGCUGCGAACAAGAGGUGGAGGAGGCGGAGGAGGACCCCGGGAGCGGGAGCGCGCAGCCACACGGAGCGACACAGAGCGCGAGACGGCGACCGCAUGCCCACGCACGAUUUCUAGCGGCGGAUGGACAUGUGUGUGUGAUCGCGGGUUUAGCCCCGAAAGAGGACGAUCGCGAGCCGAGCCGCUUUUCUUUUCCUCCCAGGUCCGGGUGGGAUCGCUCUGCUCGUGCCCGUUUCUCACAGUUUGAGUCUGAGGAGGAAGAAGAAAAAGAACUAGGAGGAGGAAGACAGGCUGAAACAUUAUCUCCCUGACACCGGCUUCGGGACUAAACACUCCGGUGGAAGCUGGAGAGCCACGGGGCUUCAGCCUUUCCGUAGAUGAUGAGGUUUCGUUCGAAUCCUGUAUGAUUAGAAAUAACCAGUCAGCCAAUCGAUUAGUCUCCUACCUGGACGUGUGGAAACAGGACAGAAGUGAAGUCACAGUGACAGUGUGUGAGCUGAAGUGAAUUCAGGACGGAGGUGGAAAGUCCCGAGGCACUCCUUUAACAUUAUUAUUGGCAUUACUUUAAUUGUUUUGUGGAUAAGCCACUCUUGGGGAAAGAGGACCUGUUUUUAUUUUAUCGAUACUGUGAAAAUAGCGCAGUAAAAUGGAUAUAUUUACCUCACAGUUUGGAUUUCUGUUCCUUGUCUCUUUAACAUCUGGACUCCACGCAAAUGAAGUUCCACACUGCGGAGGUCAACUGGAUGCCAGCGUUGCAGGCUACAUCACAUCCCCAGGCUACCCCCAUGAAUACCCGCCACACCAGAGCUGCCAGUGGGUGAUCACAGCCCCAGAACCCUCCCAGCGCAUUGUCCUCAACUUCAACCCCCACUUUGAGCUGGAGAAGUUGGACUGCAGGUACGACUUCAUUGAGAUCCGUGAUGGGAGUUCAGAGACUGCAGACCUGCUGGGGAGACACUGCAGCAACAUCGCCCCGCCUGCCAUCAUCUCUUCUGGACCUGUGCUGUUCAUCAAGUUUGUCUCCGACUAUGCCCACCAGGGCGCCGGCUUCUCCCUACGUUAUGAGAUCUACAGAACAGGGUCUGACUUCUGUUCCCGGAACUUCACAAGCUCAUCGGGAGAGAUAGAGUCUCCCGGAUUCCCUGAUAAAUACCCACACAACUUGGAGUGCACCUUCAUCAUCAUCUCACCACCACGCAUGGAGGUGACUCUCACCUUCCUAACUUUUGACCUGGAGAAUGACCCUCUGCUUAUGGGCGAAGGGGACUGCAAGUAUGACUGGCUGGAGGUGUGGGAUGGCCUACCCCACGUGGGUCCCCUGAUUGGACGUUACUGUGGUACCAAAACUCCUCCUGAGAUCCAGUCGUCCACCGGCAUCCUGUCGCUGUCCUUCCACACAGACAUGGCAGUGGCUAAAGAUGGCUUCUCUGCUCGCUACAACAUGACAAAGAAGGAAGUCAGCGACACCUUCCACUGUAGUAGUCCACUUGGCAUGGAAUCUAAGAAGAUCUCUGAUGAGCAAAUCUCAGCUUCUUCAUCCUACGUCGAUGGUCGGUGGUCACCCCGACAGGCACGACUCAACAACGAUGACAACGGAUGGACCCCUGGCGAGGACAGCAACAAAGAGUACAUCCAGGUGGACCUGAACUUUCUAAAGGUUCUUACAGGCAUCGCCACCCAGGGGGCCAUCUCCAAGGAGACACAGACCUCCUACUUCGUCACCACCUUCAAACUGGAGGUCAGCACCAAUGGAGAGGACUGGAUGAUGUAUCGCCACGGAAAGAACCACAAGGUUUUCCAUGCCAACACAGACCCCUCUGAGGUUGUCCUGAAUCGAAUCCCCCAGCCCAUUCUGGCCCGCUUUGUCCGGAUCCGACCACAGUCAUGGAAGAAUGGCAUCGCCCUGCGCUUUGAGCUAUAUGGAUGUCAGAUCACAGAUGCGCCAUGCUCAGAGAUGCAGGGCAUGCUGUCUGGCCUGCUCCCUGACUCCCAAAUCUCAGCCUCCUCCGUGCGUGACAUCCACUGGUCCCCUAGUGCAGCCCGUCUGGUGGGCAGUCGCUCUGGGUGGUUCCCACAGUCUGCACAGCCAAUCGCAGGGGCCGAGUGGCUGCAGGUUGACCUGGGUGUGCCCAAGAAGGUGCGGGGAGUGAUUACACAGGGGGCACGUGGUGGGGACAGUGGCACCGGUGGCGAGAACAGAGCCUUUGUCCGGAAGUACCGCGUGGCCCACAGCAUGACUGGCAAAGACUGGACCUUCGUCAUGGACAGCAAGACAAACCAGCCUAAGAUCUUCGAGGGGAACACACACUAUGACACACCAGAGGUGCGCAGGUUCGAGGAGACCCCAGCCCAGUUUAUCCGGAUUUAUCCCGAGCGUUGGUCACCAGUGGGCAUUGGCAUGAGGAUGGAGGUGUUGGGCUGUGAUCUGCAGGAAGCCACCUCACUUGCUGAAGGGACCACUCCCACCAUGCCUCACCUGGCAGAGAGCAGCACCAUCCAGAGGGUGAUUUCAGCUCUGACCACCACCCCCUCCUCAGCAGGAGGGAUAUGUGACUUUGAGCAUGGUCUCUGUGGAUGGACACAUGACCCCAACUCCAAUCUCAACUGGUCCCUGCGCAACAGUCUACCUGGCCCCAGCAAAGACCACUCCGUGGGUUCUGAUGAAUUUGGGAGCUAUCUUUAUAUCGAUGCGAGUCCAAAAACCGAUGGGCAGCGGGCGCGACUCCUGAGCCCAGAAGUGGGUCCAGAACGGGGGUCUCUCUGCCUGCUCUUCUCCUACCAGCUGAGGGGCGAGGGGGCAGUCAGUUUGCGGGUGCUACUGCGUGAUGCUGAACGGGACGAGACGCAGCUUUGGGCCCUGCGAGGAGACCAGGGGCUUUCCUGGAGGCAGGGCCGCAUCAUCCUGCCCCGCUCACCCCGGCAGUAUCAGGUUGUCAUGGAGGGGUCCUUUGACCACGGCAACCAGGGACACAUUGGGAUAGACAAUAUUCACAUGAGCUCUAGCACACCGCUGGAGGAGUGCUCCCAACCGUUUGAAGCAUUCCCCCCAGAUGUACCUGAGGGCGCCCUUCCUGGCAGGAGUGACCCCACUGUAGACACGGUGUCAGUGCAGCCCAUCCCCACCUACUGGUAUUACGUAAUGGCCGGCGGCGGCGCCCUGCUGCUCCUGACCUCAGCUGCGCUGGUCAUGGCGGUGUGCUGCCACCGUUACCGCGUCGCAGCCAAGAAGAGUCAGCACGCGGUGGCUUACCAGACCUCCCAGUUCCCUACCAGCACCGGGGCCAACCCCGCAGUGGAGCCCACACUCACCAUUAGGCUAGUAAAGGAGGAGCGCAACUGCUAGUAUCUGGGGGCCUUAACAGCAGGGCGGGCUCACUGCCCAAGCACCGUCUUCACGUGUUUGCUAACUAUUCUAUUGGGGGAGAGAAUACAAAAUGAUUUACUAGCUUCCCUUCGUCAAACGAAUGUUGCAUCUGGACUCUAAAAACACUAAGAAGGAUGCGAUGGAAAGGAGAAAACCAGGCCAGCUUGUGAUGCUGGAUGAAGAGAGCUAACACUCUGGUGGAAGUUUGUUGCCCUUGUGUUUGCUUUGGUAAUCUUGUUUACGAUGAAGUGUUCAGAACACUGAGAGUGCCAGAUCUAAUUCGCUUUCUGGGAGGAUGGAACACAGACCCCUGUUUUUCUCUGGGUAUCCAGCCCCCAUACUUGCACCCCAUGUUACUUAGACUUCAAGCUGAGAUUCUGUCGGUUCUUUGGCUGAAUUAAGCUCAUGAGCAGCUGUAUCUGGUGUCUCAGACAUCAUUCAAAUCCAUACCAUUUUCUUACGGGCAUCAACAACAGGCACUUCCUGUGAUAACUUGUUUCCAGGUGCAGGGCAGCCACUGUCACAGUGUUAAGGAAUGGAAACCUAGUCUCACAGUAGGUAUUGUAUGUGUAUGAGAGACAUUGCGUUCUGAAAGGCGAGUGCAUUAAUUCUGCCUGUGCCCCCCUCUCCCUGGUCCUUUUGCUUUUAUUGCUUUCAGUUCCCUUUGGAUCUCAAUAUGUGGGGGCUGUUUGUACAGAGUGAAUGUGUACUUCCAACAACGAUGGCCAUUCUGUGGUGCCCCCUCUUCCUGAAUGUAAAAUAGGAUAGACUGAGACCUCAAACAUGCUCAGCAUUGCAGUUCCAGUCCAUAUGGUCUUUUCAUCCACAUGUGACCAAUACAAACUGAUUCUUCUUGUUAAACAAAUUUCAAGAAUACAUAAGGACAAGACAAGCAAGAUAGUCUGUACACUUGUCAAUGAUGUUAUUAGCCUUGAGUUGGUUUUUGAGGUGCUUGUUUCUUGAUAUGCAAAAGGAUUCUGAACCUGCCUUAAUCAGCCUCGUUCUCUCUGAAACCCAACAUGUGACUCAUGUUUCUUUGGCCUUAAUCCUGGUGGGGUGGGGGGGGGGGGGUGGUUUCAGAGGUUCCUUCUCUAACUGCUCCUCUUCUAAGAGAUUCUGCAGUACGUGUAUUAUCUUUGCUGUUUGUAAUGUUUUUGCAGUUAUGUUUGCUUACUGGGUGUGCACAGCAAGGGUUCAGGAACACCAGUUGAGCUGCCAUCUUGUUCAGCUGGUGUCUCAUUGUUUAUACCGCUUUGGCUACUGUGAUGACGCUGAUUUAAGUUUGGCUGUUUUGUCUUAAAACUGUUCAUGUGAAGUAGCACAGAGUCAACAGGAAGCUCAACACCUCCUGAGUUCAGUAUUGCUGUCAUGAGGUAAGAGCCAGGUGGUCAGUGAUUCCAUGUCUUAGUCUCCAGUACAUCAGUUUGCAGCUAGACCUUUUUCAUCUGAGCUCAUAACUGCUGGACUCAGUCACAGCAAGACACCGGCAGGUGGGCCCGGUUGUGAAUUAGGUUUCUAAACCCAGCAUACAAUACCUCCAAUUGGAUAAGUUUGCAGAACAGUACUGACUAUGCAAAGCACGUUGUCAUCUAGUAUUAAUUUUUCAGUAAUUACAGAUUGACAUUUAGUUGUUUUUCUGCACUUUUUCCCCAUAUGUCAUGUGUAUCGUAUGGACUCAUAGCCAAGUAGAGGGAGUCAUGAGCAUAUGUCCCAGUAUGUCCCACAGUGAUCCAAGUACUGUUUGCUACCCUGUUGGUACCACCGUUUGUCCACUAAGGAGGAUUUGGAGGUUUCUUAUUUUAGCUUUGUGGAGCUUGUUUUGCUGUUCUCACUACUGUUGAUAUCCUCUCAUGUCUGGACUCUUUCAAUGGUUUCUAAACCGUUUUGAAUGUUGAAAUCCUGAGAGGCGUGUAUUAUAGGAGUUAAUUUUUCAUUUUACUUUUUGAAAUGUGCUUUUUUAGAUUGCUUUUUAGUACUCUUUAAAUGUGGCAAGAGAACGCUUCAAAGCUGUGAUAAAUAUUCUAGCUUUUACCAUAAGGAUGUUUUUGAGAGUGUCGAUGUUUGAGAGUGCAAACUAGUCCAGCGGUGAAAUCAGAGAGGUCUGGGAAGCGUAACUGUCUCAGCCCCUAAUCCUUUAGUACAACAGCAAACUGUCUGCUUACAUAUGCACACCUAAAAUGAUUAAUUUCACAAUUUCACCUUCAUAACUUCAUCUUGAAAUUCCAGUGAAGGUUGUUUUCAUUAAUCUUCUUUGAGCCCAGAACCAGUACAAUGUGUUUGGAAGGAAAAUGGAUCCAUAAAUGUUUUUUACAGGAGUGCAGUGGCAGGUUCCAUCAUGCGUUCCAGCUCGUGUUUGGGCUUUUCCAGCUGAAAGGCGGUAUGCUCUCUCAAAGGGCUUUCAAAAUUUUGGGCUGCUCAGGACACAGGAACUAUGGAAAAGAACAGAUAAAUCCAACAUCUUCUAAUGUCCUCCAUCUGGCCAUUACUUUGAAUUAAUCUGUAAUAUCCCAAGUGUAGAGAGAGAAAGAAGAAUGCCAUAUUGAGUUUUGUUCUUCUUUGAGUAUGUCUCUGAUAUGCUGCCCCUGAAAACAAAAAGCACACAGAAGCACUUGCUAGAGGCAUGCAAAGGCUAACCGUGUUCUCAUCUCUCAAAUGUUGUGAAAUCACACACACUGCACAUAAAUGCAUUACUGCUCCUGCUACUCAUGACUUCAUAAAGAAUUCAGCCACAUGGCAAUAUUCCUAUUACUGUUAACCUGUUGUAUUCAGCGUAGAGGCUGCAGUGUAAAUGUUUUGAACAUUGAAUUAUUUUAUGUUAAAUCGUAUAUCCCUCGGCAGUUAAUAGGCACAAAUUUAUCAGCAGGUAAUUAAGGAUUUGUUGAUUACUGUGCAUAUUAAAUCUGUCAGACAUGAGUUGUAAUUGCUUUUUGCUGAUGCAUCUGUCCUGCAGGGCAGUUUUUGAUAGCUCUGUAAGAUACAAGUACAGCUCUUCCCCUGUCUUUAAUGUUGUAAGUAGUGGGUUGCAUGGUACUGUGUAUUUAACAUCACAUAUUUUGUCUGACAGAUGUGUAUGGUACACCUGUUUGUUCAUCUGUCUCUCCCACAAGCCCUUACUGGGGGUGUAUGCGUAGGGUUUGUAUCAACCUCACCUGUCACCCACAGCGCUGCUCUAUUUUAAACGUUGGGUUAGUCAGCCAAAAAGCAGGGAUCAGGUAUCAUAAUUAUUCCAUAGCUGCAGCGAUACAGGAUUUUUAAAAGAGCGAGGCAUUUAGAAGGGAAAAGUUUAUGUUCUUGUAACGGGCUUUCAAAUCAGGCGUGGGCAUUCCGUCACUUUCCACAGAUUAGUUUUUGGGGAUCUUUAAUAUUUUUUAAUUAGUUAAUGGACCAGAUAACAUUUAUUAAACCACACAGUAAGCUUCUUUCUUCAGUUCUGGCCCAAUCCCCUUGCUAUCCCUGGAGGAAAUAUUAAUGAGAAAAAGCACUCAGAGGGUCCUGAGCUCCACAAAGUGAAUGAGCUGGCCGUGCCAAGCUCCCUCAAUUCACCCACCCACAUUCAGCCAACUGUUGCGUCGCAUCCUCACUCUUAUGCAAAAUAAAGCGAAAGAAACUAUUUUAUUUUUUUCGUCAUGACAGCAGCAACAGCAGCCCAAAAGUGCAAGUCACAAAUCGACCUCAGGAUUUGUGCUCAUGGCUAAACCUCCAGCUGUUCAUAUUGCAGUGGAAAGAAGUUUAAUUCCCUUUUGUAAGAAUCUUAUUGCAAAAUGAGUGCUAAUUUGGCAAUUUUUUUUCUUAGUUUUUUAGCCAUUUUGACUAGUGCACUUUCUUAUAAAUUUCACUCGGAGAAUACAAAUAAAAACAGUCCACUUAAUCAUAUAGUCCAGUAGGCCUCAAAUUGAGCAGAUUACUGUGGAGUCACUUUGUCAGAGCUGGUGUCGCUGGAGGAGUCUGAACAGGUUGAUUUUCUUGCUGUGUGCACUUUUAGUCUUUCAUUGUGAAUGUACGACUUCGACUGUGACUGUCCAGUACCUUGAGCGAUGUUCAUGCUGUGUACCUCAACUCGCCUGUUUAUAAGAGAAUUGAAAACAAACAAAAGGUAUUUUAGCCUGUGGGAAUCUAUGUUCUUGGAAAUAUAUUGUGCGGAAUGUAAUAAAUGCUAUUUUUCUAAAAAGCUUGAGUUUAUGCUGUCAAAUUCAUUGCUGCUGUGUCAUUUUCUUAUGUGUCUGCACAAUUCCUUUUGUAGUAAUUCUGGUGUCAAUGCUGUAUUUUUUUCUUUUUUUGGUUUAUUUGAAGUUCUGGUCUACGAUUGAACAUCCGUAUUUCAAGUGUAGAACAGUUUUACUCAUUUUAAGAGAUUCGGUCCCCUUUAUUUUUACACAGGAGUACAGAGUGGGUAUUUCCAUUUAGAUCUUCCAGUCGUGCGCAGGGUCUCAGAAUGAUAUACUGACUCAUUGUAAACCUACAAGUCAGAUGUUCCCUCAAUGUUUCUUCUGUACAUUGGAGCAAUUUGGUUUUGCAGGCGAGACUUUAAAAAAAAGUAUUUGUUAUAUAUCAUGCUGUUUACGCAACAUGGAUGUAACAAACACAGCUUUUUUGGAGCGUAUGGAAAAAACCAUGAAAGAACUUGCACCACUAGUUGUUUGAAGUGACAAAUAAAAUAUUUCAUUAACUUGCCCUAAUUGCUGCAGUGCUUCAUAUUGAGUUACUCUAAUUUACACAGUUUUAAUUGCAAAUAUUAAUCUUUUUUGUUUUUCUG
Scleropages formosus (Asian bonytongue) is the source of this 8147-nucleotide messenger RNA. RefSeq names its product neuropilin-2-like. Bases 677 to 3373 code for a protein of 898 amino acids. Gene Ontology annotation, biological process: axon guidance; angiogenesis; vascular endothelial growth factor signaling pathway. Gene Ontology annotation, cellular component: plasma membrane; postsynaptic membrane; axon. Gene Ontology annotation, molecular function: semaphorin receptor activity; vascular endothelial growth factor receptor activity. The transcript is spliced from 16 exons. Lineage: Eukaryota; Metazoa; Chordata; Actinopteri; Osteoglossiformes; Osteoglossidae. The record is from RefSeq and is a predicted model, not a curated record.